Daktulosphaira vitifoliae (grape phylloxera) is the source of this 1982-nucleotide messenger RNA. RefSeq names its product sodium/hydrogen exchanger 9B2-like. Lineage: Eukaryota; Metazoa; Arthropoda; Insecta; Hemiptera; Phylloxeridae. Gene Ontology annotation, molecular function: antiporter activity. Gene Ontology annotation, cellular component: membrane. Gene Ontology annotation, biological process: proton transmembrane transport. The record is from RefSeq and is a predicted model, not a curated record. The coding region runs from base 135 to 1784 and encodes 549 amino acids. The transcript has 9 exons.
UAACUAGGGCAUUUAGUUUGAUAAACAAGUAGUUUCAUUUACUAAUCGCUUUCAAUACAAAGUGUUUUAUGUAUAGGUACAAUCAAAAUUAGCAGUACACGUGAAACAUUUAUGAAAAAAAUGCAAAAAGCAACAUGAAAAGUGAUCAAAAAAGUCUAAUAACUACCAGUACAAAUUAUGGCAGCACAAAUUUUACUGAUUCAUCAGUUUGUAGCGUUGAAACUAACAUCAGUAAAUCUCCAUUAAACAUGGUAACUCAAAAUAUGCAAUCACCACAAAGAGUUCAGUUUAAUAGUGAAGAUACAACUAAUUCAGUUAACUUUUGUGAUCGCCAACUGCCAGCAUUAGUAUCGAGUUUUUUAGCAGUUCUUCUCUCCAUUGGAAUUGUUUGGUACCUGUUUUAUAUUAAUUUAUCACCACACUUAACAAAUUUUCCGGGAGGAAGCAUUACUUCACUAUACUUGCUGUAUGUGUGUGGUGCUGCUGGAGGAUGGCUCAUAGAUAAAAUAGCUGGUAUGCCAUCAUUAUUAGGCAUGUUGAUUGCAGGAAUUAUUCUUCAGAACUGUGGGCUAUAUGUCGUUAGAACCGAAUGGUGUGUUCACCUAGUGGCUAUCAUGAGAGAAGCGGCACUUUCAGUUAUCCUUAUUAAAGGUGGUCUAGGACUAGAUCCUGAUCAAUUGAAACGGCUCAGUGUGGCGGUAAUUAAACUUUCAAUUCUACCAUGUGUAGCUGAAGCGUUUGCCGCAGCAAUAAUAGCAUAUUUUAUCAUUCCAAGUUAUUCGUGGGAAUGGGCUCUAUCUCUUGGAUUUGUGUUAUCAGCUGUUAGUCCUGCUGUGUUGGUGCCAAGACUUUUAUGGUUGAAGAAAAAUGGCUAUGGUGAAUCUAAUGGUGUCAAUACUUUAGUUAUAGCAGCUUCAAGUUUGGAUGAUAUUAUAUCUAUUAGCGCAUUUGGUGUGUUACUUGGAUUAGUUUUCUCUGAAGGUAAUUUAACAAGUAAGAUUAUUCAAGGUCCAGUGGACGUAGGUAUAGGCACAGCUUUGGGUAUAUUGUGGGGAUUUGUUUUGAUGUAUAUACCACCAUCUCCUUGGGCUAACAAUUAUAACAAAGAUCAAGCUAACGAUAACCAACAAGAAACUAAUAGACUUGAGAAAAUGACGACAAACAAGAGAGCUUUCAUUUUGGGAGCUGGUGGCUUUUUAGCAGUAACUGGCAGUCAAUUUUAUGGUUACCCGGGUGCUGGACCAUUGGCUAGCAUAAUAUCUGCAUUUGUAGCAAAUACAGGAUGGAAGCAAAAAUUGCAAAAACAUCUCAAAGCUUUGAGGAAUUCGGAAGAUAAUGAAGUUCUGGAAUAUGAAAAGAAAGAUCAAAUAGAAGAAAUUUUUGAUUCUUUAUGGUUUGCUCUACAACCAAUUUUAUUUGCGUCUAUUGGUACUGAAAUUAAAUUUGAUUUACUAUUAGGCAAUGAUACAGUUUUGAUUGGUUUAGUUGUGUUAGUUGGUGGCUUGAUCAUUCGUUUAAUUGUUACAUCAGCUUCAGUAUCGGGCACAGGAUUUAAUUGGAGAGAAGUUACAUUUAUUAAUAUAGCGUGGCUUCCGAAAGCAACCGUGCAAGCAGCACUGGCUCCUGUUGCUCUGGAUAUGGCAAGAUUGAAAGGAACUCACGAAGAUGUGGAAGCUGCUACUCAGCUUUUGACAAUUGCCGUAGUCUCGAUAUUGAUAACCGCACCAAUUGGAGCAUUGGGUAUUCAGUGGUUUGGGCCUAAAUUAUUAAGUAAACCAUCUUAAAUAAUUAUAAAAUUACUUUUAUUAAAAACUACAGUAUUAAUUUUUAAUGUAAUAUUUUAAAAUGUUUUGUACACUAAAUAAUAGGAAUGUGAUUUUUUUCCUUAUAUUAUAAUUUUAAUAUUUAAUUAUAUUGAAUUAAUUUUAAUUUAUUAGCAAAAUAAAUGAAUAGCAUUUAGAACGAGAUUCUAUAAUAUGUAA